Molecule: messenger RNA, 1593 nt
Organism: Sitodiplosis mosellana (orange wheat blossom midge)
Lineage: Eukaryota; Metazoa; Arthropoda; Insecta; Diptera; Cecidomyiidae
Product: transmembrane protein 19
Exons: 4
Coding region: 149-1180 (343 amino acids)
Cellular component (GO): membrane
Source: RefSeq, a predicted model, not a curated record
GACUGCGUCUUAACCAAAACACAAAUAUCAUUGACUUUUUUGACAUUGCUUGCACACGAAGCAAAAAUCUAUUGUGUGCUCUAUUUCGGCCAAUGAAAAUUAGGCUGUGUUUGUCUGAUUUGAAAAUUAGUGCAAAUACCCGAGCAAAAUGACGGAGCCAAAAGAGAAUAGUGAACCGAAAUCAGUAUUUUAUACUAUUUUACCUGUGUUGUUGUGUGGUCUGUCUAUUCCAUUAUCAAUUUUUCUGUGGCUUGGCAAUUUGGCAUUAACAUUCAUAACGAAAAGUUCGCUUGAUAGUGAUGAAAAUGCAACAAUUCCACCGACACGAUGGUUGUUUUCAACGUUGGUGCCAAUUUUGUUGAUGGCCUACGGACUGAAAAGGAAAGCUGUUAAUUACAGUGGUGCCACACUGGGUUUGGUUGUAGCAAUCACUUUAUCAUUGGCAUCGCAUGCAUUUUUAGCUUGUUUGGCCACAUUUUUCUUCUCAUCAUCUCGCGUAACUAAAUUCCGUAGUCACUUGAAACGGAAGUUUGAGGCAGAUUUCAAAGGAGGCGAAGGCAAGCGAAAUUGGGUGCAGGUUUUGUGCAAUGGUGGAAUGGCGAUGCAAUUAGCUUUACUCUAUUUGUUGGACUGUGGCAGCAGUGAGCGACCAAUCGAUUUUCUCACCCAAUAUCGACCGAGUUGGCUUGGAAUUGCCGUGAUGUCAGCGUUUGCCUGUUGUAAUGGCGAUACAUGGGCCAGCGAGAUUGGUUCAGUUAUGGGAUCAGAUCCAUUUUUAAUCACGACACGCAAACGAGUACCACGUGGUACAAACGGCGGAGUUAGCUUCAUUGGAUUGAUUGUUAGUUUUCUCGGCGGUAUUGUGGUUGGUUUUUCGUACUUCCUUGUUGUUUAUUACGUGGUUGACCGUAAUAUUUUAGCUGGUAGCCCGCCACAGUGGCCAGUCGUCAUGUUUGGUGGUAUUGCCGGUCUUCUUGGAUCGAUCAUUGAUUCAUUGCUGGGGGCAACAUUACAAUAUUCCGGCUUAGAUUCGGAUGGACGGGUCGUUGAACGACCUGGACCAAAUGUUAAACACAUUAGCGGCACACGCUUGCUGGACAAUCACAGUGUUAACCUAAUAUCAAGCAUUCUAACCGGGUUAAUCAUGCCAUUCAUUGCAUUUAGCUUUUGGGUUGCUUAACAUUCCUCUGGGAAUUUAUUUCCAAAUCUUUAUUUCAUUGCAUUUGAACAAGUUUGAAGUCUGCUAACUAGAUAGAAAAAAGUCUGAUUACAAAUGAUAUAAACGAGUCGCAAAUUGUUAAAAUUCCACGAUUGAUAUACAAUCAAUUUAGAUAACUUAUUAAUUAACUAGAAUUUUUUUUAAAUCGAUCUGAAAGUGCUUAAAGUAGUUGAACAUGCAUCUAACUCAUUUUUGGGAUACAUUCUGGUGAACAUCUUUCUACAAAAUUCGAAAUUACAUUUUUGUAGCGAGUAAGUUGUUUUAAUUUCAAAAAAAAGUUUGAAAAUUUAUUUAAAAAAAACGUUCGGAAUUUGGGUUUUGGAAAAUUUUAAAUCAAAGUUAAUAAAAAAAUUGAAAAUUUUAAUAUAAAAAAA